Molecule: messenger RNA, 13386 nt
Organism: Ictalurus furcatus (blue catfish)
Lineage: Eukaryota; Metazoa; Chordata; Actinopteri; Siluriformes; Ictaluridae
Gene: pkhd1l1.1
Product: PKHD1 like 1, tandem duplicate 1
Exons: 79
Coding region: 230-12925 (4231 amino acids)
Source: RefSeq, a predicted model, not a curated record
ACAGGUGUACUUGGCAAAUGUACACAAACAACCCCACACGAUGCUGCUAGUGUUCUGCUUUGCAUUUUUUAGGCUUUGGGAAUAUAAAAGGUCCACGCUCAUGUGUUGUUGGGCAUGAAUGGAUUGUGUGCCAGAGAGUGCAACUUGUGCAGAACGACCGCCUGUUUCAAGCUGACUGUCCUUCUGCCUGUAACCAGAGAACUGGAAGCACGCACCUGGAUCAGUCAACAUGCAAAACAAAGGAGUACACAAGUACUUGUGCCUUUUGAUCUGCAUUCUACAGGUCAACUUUUCAGGAGCUCAAUAUGUCCUGAGUGUAACCCCUACAGUGGGCAGUACAAAUGGAGCGACACGUCUGACCAUUCAGGGAAAUGGUUUUGCCCAGCAGAGUCAGUUCAGUUUUGAUGCCAGCAACCCAGACAUUGGCAACACUGUGACUUUGGUGUCCAGCACUAGAUCAUUCCCCUGUGACGUAGAAAAAGACGCCACCGUUUCCACCAAAAUCACAUGCUACACUAGACCAAUGCCUGAAGAUAACUACAUGCUCGCUGUCAAAGUGGAUGGUGUUCCCAUUCCCACUAGUGGAAUGUGCAGUGGAUAUCCAUGGAUUUAUUCGUGUAUGUUCUAUACUCGUUCGUACUAUACACCUUCCAUCCAAUAUAUCACCCCUCGAUCUGGUCUUCCAGGCACUAUAGUUACUCUCCAGGGAAGAAUUUUUACUGAUGUCUAUGGCAGCAACACAGCAACAAGCUCCAAUGGGCGUAAUGUGCGAUUUCUAAGAGCAUAUAUGGGUGGAAUGCCAUGUAAUCUUUUGAUACCUAACUCAGACACACUGUAUGGCUUGACUUUGGAUUAUAGCAGCAGUGACUGGGGAUACAUGAGCUGUAAAGUGACAGGAACGUAUGUGGGACAUCACAACCUCAGCUACAUUCUGGACAGUGAAUAUGGAAGGAGCUUGCCAGACUUCGGGGUCUACUUUGUGUCGGCACUGAAUAAGCUUGCAAUGUUCCAAACAUAUGCAGAGGUUACUGGAGUGUACCCUUCUCAGGGUAGUAUGCUGGGCGGCACCUUGCUCACAAUUCGGGGGAAAUACUUUGAUCAGACAGACGGUCCGGCGAUGGUUUUAGUGGGAGGUCAGGAGUGUACUGUAAAGACUGUAAGAGAUGAAGCGAUUGUUUGUGCAACGCCAGCAUAUGAAUGGAGCAACAUGACACUGUUUCCAGGUGGCAGGGGGUUGAAAAUGGAGAUAUGGAAUGAAACUAUACCACAGCGUUUAGAGGAGGCUCUAAGCUAUAACUCCAGGCGGCCGGGGUACUCAGUCCAGUGGGUGGACUCCUUGUCCUAUGUGUGGCCCUUAGAAUUGGACUAUUUUGUGGCUCGACUCAGCGGCUUUUUUGUUCCCAUGGAGACUGACAACUACUAUUUCAGAGUUAAAGCCGAUGACAGAAUUCAGCUGUAUUUCAGUAAAACUGGCCAGCCAGAAGAUAAGGUCAUGAUUGCAUAUACUACAUAUUGGACCAACAGUUUCUACAGCAGUCCAACACAGAAGUCUGAAGUCAUGAGGCUGGAGAGGGGAAAGCCGUAUUACAUUGAGGUCCUGCAUCAAGAUUAUUCAGGUGUUGCCUCAAUAGAUGUGGGAUUUUACAAAGAGAGAAGCACUUUUACUGCUCGGCAGACUGUAGAUGCUGUCAGUGAGAUCCAAGUUAUAACUGCCAGCUAUGAUGUUCUGGAUGAGAUUCAGAUGAUUGCUUUUAAUGGCUGGAGCGCGGUUACCCCAGUCCAGGAGGUGCAAACAGUGACUAUAAGCAGUAACUGCUUUUCUCUGGGCACCUGUGACUAUGCCUCUUAUGGUCUUGUCUACGGAGCAGCUAGAACAGGGCCGAUCCCUGUCAGUGCACCUGCUCAGGUGUUACAGGACGAACUGAAUGCUCUUUGGUCCAUUAAACCAGACACAGUCAUUGUCACAAUGCAGCAGGUGGAUGAACAGUCAGAGUACACCAUCACUUUCAAUUCAACCAGAGGUGACUUUCAGGAUCUUCAGUACUGGACAAAUGGAGCAAGUGUGAACAUCACCAUUAUGGAGACGACUAAAGGAAGAGCAGAUUUGAAUAAUUUCACACUCGUGUGGGGAGGAAUCUCGUCCAGCCCUCUGCCUUACAAUGCAUCUGUGACCGAGAUGACAGCUGCACUGUUGGCCAUGGCAUCUGCUGAUUGUCCCAAGGAGCUGUUAAAUGUGGAAAAUUCUGCUGUUAAAUAUUUCAGAGACUAUGAGACUAGCAGUACAGGGUUUACAGGUGAUGUGAGCAUGAGAGGGACGAGGGUCUCUGACACUGAGGCCUUCUGUGGAUCCUGGUCUCUGAUGAACCCAAACAUUCUGUUUAAUUCAAAUGACGUGACUGUGUCUGGAGCAACAUAUGGGCCUGUGUCACUUCAGCAGUAUGGCACACUUUGCUUUGCAUACAAAGGUUACCCAAAGAAUGUAUUGGAAUUGGUGUUUACGUACCAGGGAACUUCAAGAGUUGUCUCCGAAAUUACCAAAGUAAUCUCAGUAUUGUUUGAACCAGGGGAUGUAUGGAAAUACAUGUGUGUCGAGCUUUUAUCUAGUCUGCAGAUAAGCUACCCGGGUAGUAACUACCAACUUCUUCAAGUACGUCUGUAUAAAGACACAGGGGAUUACUACAUAGACACAGUUCAGCUGGGGAGAACAGCCACUGUGAGCGAAACAAAUGUUGUUAUCAUGAAGAGAAGACCUCCAGCUCUGGCUGAUUCUGGUCGUUUCAUUCAGAGUCUCUCAGUGCAGAAACUGACCAAUUCAUCUGAUGUCAGCUACAAGAUCACUGCCUCUCCAUACCGCUGUGCCUUUGAUUUCCCUCUGCUAGAGAUCGGCUUCCUGCAGAAAAAUAACACUAGCAAGGACAUGCUAGUGUUGGUCCAGGACAAUGCCACUGUCACAGUGACACGCUUGCAAAGAGCCAGUCCUCCUCUCAAUGGUACCUUCAGUGUGGGGAUCUUCGGCCAGACAGUGAAAGAUCUGUCUGUGAACAUCAGUGCAGACGACCUGAAAUAUGCUCUGCAAGGAAUUCCAGACAUGGGCCUGCUGAGUGUAAAUAGUAUAGCGAGCUGUAAAGGCUCCCUUUGGGAAAUUAAUUGGCUCACCAAACCAGGACGCCAGCCCCUACUGCAGAUCAAUGACUCUGGUGUAGUAGGCGUGAACCCCUCUGUAAAAGCACAGGUUAAGCAGCAAGGAGGCCUUAUGAAGCAAAGCAUCAUGGGAGACUUUCUGCGCGUGCCUACAAAUAAAACACAGGUACAAGUUUUUAUCAAUGGCAUCCCGUCAGUGUGUUCAGGUGACUGUGGUUUUUCAUGGAAUGAAUCCAAGACCCCGAUUGUUACAGGAAUCUCCCCAACGCAAGGAGCCAGUGCUUUAGGAACAGUUCUCACCAUCUCAGGAUCAGGAUUUGUUGACGAAAAUGCUACAGUACAGAUCGGAAAUGUCCGGUGCUCAGUUAUCCAGGUUACGAAUACAUCACUAACCUGUGGCGUAGGCCCUGCGAGUGCUGGAUUGUACCCAAUCUCUGUGAGUUUCCCUACAUUGGGUAACGCUCGCUAUAAUGGUGACAACAUCUUCAACUUCACCUACCAACUGGGGGUGACCUCCAGCGCACCCACUGCAGGCAGUGUUACUGGAGGCACAAUCAUAACCGUUUCUGGCUAUGGAUUCAGCCAGGACACCACAGCCACUAUUGGGAGUGUUCAGUGUGAUGUAAUUGAUGUGAACCUCUACCAGCUCUUGUGCAGGGCUCCUGCUGGAUCAGAAGGAGAAAAUGCAGUGACUCUGCAAAUGGGAAACAUUCAGGUCACCUCUCCGAACUCUUUCACAUAUGACACCAACCUGACAGCCACAAUUACUGAAGUGAGCCCACAAACAACAACAGUGUUUGGACGCUGGGUUCUCACCAUUGUGGGGACAAACUUUGGUGAACAGAUCAAUGGCAGCUCAGUCCUCAUUGGCAGUGCAGCAUGUGAGGGGCAGCAGUGGGCAAGUACUAAGAUCACCUGCCUGUUACCCACACUUCCCCCUGGGCUGUAUGACAUCAAAGUUAUAGUGGGGAACCAGGGAUCUCCCUUAAUCCGUUCUGGUGUGAACGCCACUGUAGAGUACAUCUUACGUGUGACAGGCAUCUCCCCACAGUACGGCUCUCUGUAUGGAGGAACCACAGUAACCAUCACAGGUUCUGGAUUCAGCCCUCUUCUGCAAGACAAUCAAGUUACACUAGGUGACACACUCUGCAAUGUGACUGCUGCUUCAAACAAUCAGCUGGAGUGUGUGACCCAAAUGGAGAAGCAAACAUAUACUGUCACAAACCAAGGCAUUGACCCAACCUAUGGUCGGGGGUAUUCAUGGAGCCCAGCUACGGUGAUGGCGUCCGUAGGGGACACAGUGGUCUGGAGAUGGCAGGCUCCAGCCUUUGUUCAAGGCCUGGGUUACAGUGUGUUCAGCGUGGACAGUCCCAGCAGCACCAAGUUCGAUGGAGUGACCUUCAACAGUGGAAAUUCCAAAACAGCCAAUGGAUUCUACAGUUAUUGUUUCACAGCUCCUGGGGUGUACUAUUACAGCAGUGGCUAUAUCAACUCGGCAAACCAAAUUAGCAUGCAGGGCGUGGUGAACGUAAGACCAUUAGAGGAGAGAAGUACUGAGCUAAACCUCACUGUAGCAGGGUUUCAGGCCCUACAGUAUCAAGAUUCAACACGUCUGAGCAGAUCAGCAUCUAACUGCGUGGCCUCUCCUGAGUGCUCUGUCUCUAGCAGCCAACGCUUCAGUCUCUUCCGUUGUUCCAGCCCCAUUGUUAUCUCCAUCUCACCCAAUCAGGGCACGUAUCAUGACCCCAUCAUCAUCCAAGGCUUUGGCUUUAGCAGCAUCACCUGCGCCAUUGAGGUCCUGAUUGGAAGCACCUCAUGUCAAGUCACCAGCAGCACCUCCACUAUGAUUCAGUGCCACCUCAGCCCUGACAGUGGGGCACCUGUGGGCAUCCUUUUGCCUGUGCAAGUCAAGGUCAACAACCUGGGCAUUGCACUGCUCAGAAUACCGAGUGAAUCCGCACGACGUUUCGCAGUUAUGCCUGUGUUGGACUCAGUCUCACCAUCAAUGGGCAGCACGACCAGUUACACACGCCUCCUUCUCUCUGGCUCUGGUCUGACUGCAGGCACAGUCACAGUGGCUGGCUAUCCAUGUAACAUAGUGUCCAGAAAUUACACUCACAUCAUAUGCGACACAACUCCAUCCCCACCUCAAAAGGGAAAUGUUGUUGUUAAAGUGGGUGGAAUCACUUCACUCUGCAGCAGUGACUGUUCCUUUCAAUAUUCCUCCUCCCUGGUUCCAACGGUCUCUUCAAUCUCCCCCAACUCUAUUAGUGGAAACCAAACAACUGUCUUUGUAUCCGGAAGUGGCUUUGGCAGCCAACUUGAAGAUCUCAGGGUGUAUGCAGACAACAUCGUGUUGGAGGUUAAAGAAGUCACAGACAGCCAGCUCAGACUGCUGGUUGGCCCUCUGCCUGCGGGACCUCAUACCCUGAAAGUGAUUGUCAUGAGUAAAGGGUUAGCAUCUGGAAAUCUCACACUUACAAGCCAGGCACAAGCCAGUCUACAACCCAGCUCAGGCAGUCUAGCAGGAGGAACACUGCUAACAAUCACAGGCAACGGAUUUGCAGCAGGAAACACCAGUGUGAUGCUGGGACCAUACUCAUGCCCCAUAAUGACUCUAACUCCUGCCAUGGUGAAUUGUUUGACGCAUGCCUUUAAUGAAAUAGAAGUACAGGUCACUAUUAAAGUGUUUGGAGUGAUCUACCCACCGCUAAGCUUCAAUUAUACUCGCAGUCAAACUCCAAACAUCACCACGGUUAGCCCUCCAACAGGUCCCAAUGGAACGGCGAUCACAGUCUCAGGUUCUGGUUUUGGCUCGGUCGCUGGUCUUGUUUCUGUGCUAGUAGAUGGUGUGGCAUGUAAUAUAUUAUCCAUUACGGACACAAUGAUAGAGUGCACCGUGGGUGAACAUGCAGGAGGAACAUUCCCAGUUACACUGUAUCAUCAGGUCAAAGGUUAUGCUCUGACCCAGGCUAACUUCAGCUAUGCGCUGCAACUGACGCAAGUCGUGCCUAAUGAAGGAAGCUAUGGUGGAGGAGCAGUAGUAGCAGUCCAAGGCUCUGGGUUUGACCCUAACUCCUCUAGAGUUCUGAUCUGCAAUACAGAAUGCAGUAUCAACCAAAAUGCAUCAAGUGCUACAAAUCUGUACUGCAGAAUUCCAGCCAACAAUGGAACACAAGCAGAGCUGUCAUGCACAGUGGUAGUGCUGAAUAGCUAUGGAUCAGUCAACAUUACAAAUGGCUACACAUACAAAACUAGCCUGACACCUGUAAUCACGGAUGUGUCGCCUCGCAGAGGAGGAACAGCCGGAGGCACUUUGCUUACAGUCACUGGCUAUGGUUUCAGUGGAGGGAAUGUUAAUGUGACAAUCGCAGGGUCGGAGUGUGAUGUCCAGUCAGCCAGUGAAACACAGGUCAUGUGUGUGACCAGUGCCCAGCCUAGGUCCCAGCAGACCAAGGUCCUACUGUAUGUUGGAAACAGAGGAAUCGCCAAGAUGGAUCAUGCUGACUUCUUUUACAUUGAUGUGUGGUCAUCUCGUUACACGUGGGGAGGAGAGUCACCCCCUGAAGCAGGCACAUUUGCUGUGAUCACUAAAGGACAGACGAUUCUCCUGGAUGUCAGUACACCAGUAUUGAAGAUGCUUCUUAUCCAAGGUGGAAAGUUGAUCUUUGACGAAGCAGAUAUCGAGCUGCAGGCAGAGAACAUUCUCAUCACAGAUGGUGGAGCUCUUCAGAUUGGAACAGAGGACAAUCCGUUCCAGCACAAGGCCAUCAUCACCCUGCAUGGCCACCUUCGUUCUCCAGAACUACCUGUCUAUGGGGCUAAAACCCUGGGGGUCAGAGAGGGAGUGCUGGACUUGCAUGGUAUCCCUAUCCCUAUCACCUGGACUCGCCUUGCCCAAACUGCUAACAAUGGUUCCAUUACUCUCACUUUGAUGGACGCAGUUACCUGGAAAGAAGGAGACGAAGUUGUCAUCGCCUCAACAGGUGGCAGGCACAGCCAGCAGCAGAAUGAAGUGAGGAAAAUUGCAUUAGUGUCACCUGAUGGUCGAACCUUAACACUGACCAGUCCUCUGAAUUACACCCACCUUGGGCUAGCCAUCACAUUACCUGAUGGCACUGUAUUCGAGGCAAGGGCUGAGAUUGGCGUGCUCACCAGGAACAUUGUUGUCCGUGGCUCCAUUAAUGCAGAAUGGAGCGACACUAUCCCGGCCUGUCCAGAUGGGUUUGAUACAGGGGAGUUUGCCACCCAGACUUGUUUCCAAGGGAAAUUUGGGGAAGAAACUGGAAGUGAUGAGUUUGGUGGCUGCAUUAUGUUCCAUGCACCUCGGCCUGGUGAAAACCUGGCUAUAGGAAGAAUUGAAUAUGUCGAGAUAUUCAAUGCUGGCCAGGCCUAUCGACUGGGUCGCUACCCCAUCCACUGGCACCUGAUGGGAGACAUUAACUUCAAGUCUUACGUUCGUGGCUGUGGCAUCCACCAGACCUACAACCGUGCAGUCACCAUCCACAACACGCACAGGCUGCUGGUGGAACAUAAUGUCAUCUACAACAUCAUGGGAGGAGCCUUCUUCAUUGAGGAUGGCAUUGAGACUGGCAAUAUCUUGCAGUACAACCUGGCCGUGUUUGUUCGUCAGAGCACCAGCUUAUUGAACGAUGACGUGACACCAGCUGGCUACUGGGUCACCAACCCUAACAAUACCAUCAGGCACAACGCAGCCGCUGGAGGAACGCACUUCGGCUUCUGGUACCGAAUGCAUGACCAUCCAGAUGGCGCAUCCUACGACGGUAACGUCUGCCAGAAGAUGGUGCCUCUGGGUGAGUUUUAUAACAAUACAGCCCACUCACAAGGCUGGUUUGGCCUGUGGAUAUUCCAGGAGUUCUUUCCCAAGAACGGAGGAAAGUGCUACUCUUAUAUACCUGAGCCAGCCGUGUUCCGCAAACUCACAUCCUGGAACAACGAGAAAGGAGCAGAGUGGGUGAACGUAGGCGCUGUGCAAUUCAACGACUUUCUCAUGGUGAACAAUGAGGUGGCAGGAGUGGAGACCAAGCGCAUCAUCCAGCAACACGUGAGCGGAUGGGGGCUAGCCAGCGGUGCUGGACUGGUCAACAGCACGUUAGUAGGUCAUGCAGACGAGCUUGGCCUGGGUGAAGACUACUGUACCACUCGUGGGAUUGUCUUGCCCCUGGAUGAUGGCAUGAGUGUCCUUAACACCAAAUUUAUUAACUUUGACCGGCCAAGAUGUGCUGCAGUUGGGGUGACCACUAUACAAGGAACCAGUGGCACCUACUCUGGGGGCUUUGCUGUCAAAUUCAGUGGAAUCAAAUAUUAUCAGUCACCCAACAAGGCUACCUUUAGAUGGGAACAUGAAAUUGUUCUGGUGGAUGUUGAUGGAUCACUGACAGGUAAUCCUGACUACAAGGUAGUGCCAAAGAGUAACCUGCUGGAUCCAGUCCACUGUUCUGACAACGCUUCAUGGAGCUUCGGCUUCCCUGGUACAGUGUGUGACAACACCGUAAGCUUCCACCGACUGGGCAUUUAUUACCCAUUACCCUUCUCGCUCUGGUUUAAGGAUCUCAUACUCACCAAUAAUUAUGGGUCAAGCGUUGUUCCCUUUGCUGAUAAACUGAUUACCCAUCAGUAUGGUUGGAUGGCUCUGCUUCCAACUGACAAAACCUACAACUGUUACUUUCGCAAUGCUUUACAAUUGAGCAACAUCUCAUAUAAUGCAGUGUUCUAUGGCUUCAAGUCUCAGGAUUAUGUGAUUAUAAAUCACAAUCUGACUCAGAAUCCUGACCAGGUGUCUGUGGUGGACAGUAGAAACGGUUCAGCUAAUCCCCUGAAUCCUAGUGUGAAUAUAAAUGGAGACUGGUACAUGAACAAAUCAUCCAACAACAUCUACUACAUUGUGUCUAGCAAAACAACUGCUGCUAACAGAAAGCGGAGGAACAGCGUGGACAGAUCAACCAAAGACAUUUCAGUGGCAUUCAAAGUUUAUAACUGCUUCUUCCCCAACUGUAUCCCACCACCGCCAGUCACCAUCAUGCCACUGCCCAGCGGCCAACCUACCAACUUCACGUUUUCAGGGUGUGUUACGAAACAAGUCUGGAACAAGAAUGCUUGGUCCAAUCAGUCAUUUUGGCGGUCAUCUGCAGAGAACAACUUCAUCGUACCACAAGAAGGUGCCAAUGUUGUCAUCCCCUCAGGCAGUUGGGUUGUUUUAGACAUCCCUAUUCCACCCUUAAAUAAGCUCACGGUGAUGGGAGUCCUGGAAAUUCCAGACAACAUAACCAUCAUGUCCAACCGCACUAACAGCAGUCUUCCACAGAAUAGCAGCAUUGUCAUUAAUGCUACUUACAUCUCCAUCCUGGGAGGCUGUUUGAUUGCUGGAUGGCCUGACAAGCCCUUCAGCGGACAACUGCAAAUCAUUCUGAGGGGAAACCAUCGCACGCCUGAAUUGCGUCUGCCUGAUGGACAAACCCAAGGAUCUAAAGUUCUGGGUGUGUUUGGUGGUCUUGACCUCUAUGGAAUGCCACACAGAGUUUAUCACACUAAACUUGGCAGCACUGCUAUGGCUGGAUCCAACUCUCUAUCACUUCAAGAGCCUGUAGACUGGCAAGUAGGGGAUGAAAUCGUGCUGUCCACCACCAGUUAUGAUCCAUGGCAGACAGAGACUCGCACUAUAUCAGCAGUCUCCAACAAUGGCCUUACAUUGACCGUGGAUCAGCCACUCACUUACACACACAUUGCGGAGAACUACACGGUGCCAGGAACAUCCCAGACCUACAGGCUGGCUGGUGACGUGGGUCUGCUGAGCAGGAACAUUAAGAUCAUUGGGGGAGAUUACCCAGACCUUUACACUGAGUCAUUUGGCGCCAGAGUGUUAGUGGGAUCCGUCUCCGUCGGAGGAAUCGACUACACAGGAAAGGCCCAGAUUAGGGAUGUGGAGUUUUACCACACAGGUCAGGAAGGAUGGACAGACAACACCGAUCCUCGCUAUUCUGUGGCUUUUCUCAACCUGGGAGUGGUGAGUCAGAAUGAUUCUUACAUUAAAGGAUGUGCAUUUCACCACGGCUUUUCUCCCGCUAUCGGCAUCUUUGGAACAGAUGGACUGACUGUUGAUGACAAUGUCAUUCAUCACACUGUAGGAGAAGGAAUCAGGGUGUGGGGCAAUAACAUCACCGUUAGGAGGAAUCUGGUUACACUGACACUCUGGCCAGGAGCAUACAAUGGAAGACAAGAGACCAUGAAUAUAAACUGGCCUGCAGCUAUUGAGGCAAACACUGGCACUAAUGUAGUUCUUCAGGGGAACAUUGUUGCUGGUUAUGAAAGAGUGGGAUUUCGAAUCAGUGGAGAACCAUGUCCAGGAUCUUUGAAUCUAGUGGCUCAAUGGCAGCAGAACGAGGCUCACGGCGGUCUCUUUGGAGUCUAUAUGAAUAAAGAUGGACUCGCUGGCUGUUCUCAAAUCCGGGGAUUUGCCGUUUGGAAAAGUUUCGAUUAUGGCAUUUACUUCCAGGUGUACAUGAGUGUCAUUGUUUCGAAUGUGACCCUUGUUGACAAUGGUAUGGGCAUCAUGCCAUUAAUCUAUGAGCCCCCGUCAGUCAGUCAUGAAUACUCAAAUAAAACUGUCCUAAUCCAGAAUUCCUUAAUUGUUGGCAGUAGCCCCAACUUCAACUGCACUGACACUCUGUCUACAAAGGUUCGCAACAUCGCUCUCAGUGCAGGACACAGGGCACCCCGGCCUCUUAAUGGUGGCAGGUCUGGAAUAUCUUGGCCAACAUUUGAAUCUGGUCACAAUGGUGCUCCAAUGAAUCCCCAUGAUGGACUCAUGAGCUACAACGCGAUUAGUGGACUAAUGACUGUCACAAAUACUACAUUUGUUGGGUUUAGGAAUGUAUGCUCAAGUGAAACGAAUUACAUGUUUAUCACAAUUCCAAACAAUGAGGACCUGCAACACCCUAUCAGUGUUCAGAAUAUCACUAAGAGUAACAGCACAGAGGGGGCUCUAGUGUUCAUUCAUCAUCCAAAUCUGGGCAAAGUUAACCCUUCUGACUGUGUGGAUAUGGAUUGUGAUGCCAAGAAGAAGAGCAUGCUGAAGGACCUGGAUGGUAGUUUCCUGGGAGCAGUGGGGUCGGUGAUUCCUUUGUCUGAGUAUGAGUGGAAUGGGGAUCCCCGACACGGGUUGGGAGACUAUCGCAUCCCCAAAGUCAUGCUCACUUACCUCAAUGGCAGCCGUAUCCCUGUGCGUAACAUAGCCCCAUACAAAGGUGUGAUUCGGGACUCGACCUGCAUGUUUAUGAGCACCUGGCAGGCCUACAAGUGCUUUGGAAUGAACUACAGGAUGCUGGUGAUUGAGAGUCUGGAUUCAGACACUGAAACCAGACGUCUGUCCCCUGUAGCUGUGCUGGGAGAUGGCUAUGUAGACCUGCUGAAUGGCCCACAGGACCAUGGCUGGUGUGCUGGCUAUACAUGUCAAAAGAGAGUGUCUCUCUUCCACAGCAUUGUAGCCACAAACAAAUCCUUUGACAUCUUUUUCACUGGUGUGUCCCCCCAAAAACUAAGGCUCAUGAUGCUCAAUGCUGCACCCACUGAGACCGUCAAAGUGGCUGUGUUUUACUCAAAACCUCAGCGUUUGGAUGUCUAUGUGAAUGCUCAACUGGUUGCUCCAAACAACGCUCAGUGGAAUACGAACAAAAACGACUACACCUUGCUUAAACCUGCCUAUCCUGAACAAUACAUCCCCACACUUAACGGUACGCACGGCUCCAAUUUCUUCGACCCUGAUUACAAAAUGCUGCACGUCCUCCUGCGAGGCUCUACCCCUGUCCAGAUCACCACGGCUUCAGUGCUGUUCAUCUCCUUCAACCUCCCAGCCAUGACAGAGGAAGAGUUCUUUGGGGACCAACUAGUCAACAACCUGGCUUUGUUCUUGAAGGUUCCUCCCAGCAUGAUCCGCAUCACCAAAAUUGUGCGGGAGGGUGGCGGGGCACGAAGGCGGAGAAGCGCCACUGGGUUAACCGUGGAGGUGGAGAUCAAACAACCUCCCACCAACCAGAUGUCUGCCAAUAGCACAAGUGACUCAGAUCUGUUCACGGUGUUGAAGACGGCUGCUGACACUCUGGGUCAGGCUGCUAUCUCUGGCAAUCUGAGUCAGUCCAUCGGCUUCAACGUGAGCUCAGUGGGUAUCGUUCUUCCAUCUCCACCAGCUAGUGACCCAUCCUGGAGCCAGGUGGCGAAUCAGGAGGUGACACGUGAGGAUCCAUCAGUGCAGAGAGCGAGCAGUGUGUCUACUCUGAAGGUGGUGGUGGAGCCAGUGGCGGGGCUUUACCCUGGAGCCCUCAGUGUACAGCCUGUAAUCAUGGCCCUGGACCAGCAGGGUGAUUGUGUAUCAGUUGGGGUGACAUCUCUAAUGAUUUCAGCCAUGCUUAAAGAUGCUCAGGGAAACCCAGCAGGUGGUUUGUAUGGAAACACAACCAUCCCCUUUCAAAACUGCUGGGCAAACUACACUGACCUGGCCAUCAAUACCACCGGGAUGAACAUGACACUGUUUUUCACUCUGAAUGAAUGGAAAACACAGUCAAGAUCCUUCACUGUCAACUCUCUAGCCACAGAUUCCACCACAAAAUCCGCCACAGUGAUGGCGGAUUUCACCACAAAAUCCGCCACAGUGAUGGCCACCACUCAGAACCAUAAAAGCAUCUUUGACUCCAGUCGUGCCUUCACAACACACACUGUGUAUAUAAUAAUGCUACUGAGUGUUCUGCAUCUAAUCUACUUAGUGGUUUAAGAGAACAAAUGAUACAAAUACUUACCUCUGUGAUAAAUGUCUUGAUGACAACUAUUCUUUAACAAAAUUCAAGGCAUUUAUUUCCUUUUCAUCCUUUUCAUGCAUUGCUACAUACACUGAAAUUUCAUUCAUAUGUUGCCAUAAAGCAAUCAUAGAUAACCAUGAUCAACUCCUGUGGGCUACACUACACUUAACUCAUUAAUGUAUCAUUUAAUUUCCAUAGAACUCUGUCACAGUGUGUAUAUAUAUAUAUAUAUAUAUACAUAUAUAGUGUGUUUGUGUGUGUGUGUAUAUGUGACAUUUUUAUUAAACAUAAAUAUGGAUAUUCUGUUGGUUUUCCUAUGUAUUAAACAUUUGAUUACAUAUAAUUAUCUUAUAUUAUAAUUACUACACAUGUAUAUUCAUGUUUUUUUUUUCUUUUCUUAUUCAUUGUAUUAGGGAACUUCAUUUAGAAUUAGCAC